CUUGGGAAUCAACCGCGGAGCCUCUUUUUGUCUUUGCCUGAGUUGAGUUGAGACCACCGUUCUCUCUCUCUCUCUCAACCUUCAAUUCCUUAGCUCUUCAUGGACUAAUGGAAACCACCACAACUACACUCUGCCAUUUUCCAUUUACUCCCCAUCUCCAUAACCACCACAUCCUCCGCGGCCUCUACUCUCCGGAGCCCAGGUUCUUCACCACUCUCUCCUGCUUCAAGCCACGCCGUCGAACUCGCCGGAAAAACAAGCUCAACAAGCUCCACACCACUCACUUCCCCACCCACUCCACCGUCGACUCCUCCUCCUCCGACUCCAACCUCCAAACUGUCAUUGAACUCGACCACUUCGCCGCUGAAGCCUCCUCUCUCUUCUACUCCGUCUACUACUCCUCCCGCUCCCAAUUUCGGCAGUUUCUGUCAUCUGGAUUCGACGCUUUCGACGAUUUGCGGACAUUGAUUGCCUUCGAUGACCAGAAUCGCACGCUGACCGUCUCGUGUCGGCGUUCCACUGUGGAAUUCGUGGGCCAGUUGGUGCUAUUGAGCUUCGUCGUUGUCUUUGUUGUUAGGGUUGUACUUGGAAUCGGAUCUCGUUUGCGUAACAGAUUUAAUUCCGGGUAUGCUGCUCCCGUGGUUCGGAGGGACCGGAGCCUUGGGGGACGAGAGGUUGUUGUUGCGAGGAAUGUUGUUCCGCGAGAUAAAGCUACGGCGGCAAAGAAGAACAAUCUUCUUGGGUUAUUGGAUACUCCGCUGGCUUCAAUGGCUAUGGCUGAUGUUUCGGAUGAAGUUUCGAAUGGGGUUUGGGUAGGAGAAACGCUGCCAAAAUGGUGGCCUCCGGCAGUUCCCAGACGGAUUUCCACCGUGAAUAGGCAGGAGUACCAAAUAGAAGCUAACAGAUUAGUCCGAGCCCUCGUGGACAAUAGAAUGACCGGACGGGAUUUCAUGGAGGAUGAUAUUGUUCAAUUGCGUCAAAUAUGCAGGAUAUCUGGAGUAAAAGUAUCGUUCAACACAGAAAAUAUGCGUGAUUCGUUCUAUAGAAGAUCUGUGGACUUUGUUUUGAAUAUCUAUAGCAGGAUUCCAUUUUACUCUGACUCAAUUCUCAUUAAUGGUGAGGAUGGUCGAAAUUUUGUUGCUGGGCUUGCUGAGGACAUUGGCAUUGAGAAUGUUCGUGCUGCCAGGAUUGUUUCUGCUGCUGUUGCUGCUAGAAUGCGUUCAUGCUUUUUGCAGGCCUGGGCUCUGGUUAUGCAAGAUAGGCAUUCUGAAGCAAAUGCAGAGUUGUUGAAGAUCUGUCACAUUGUCCAGAUAUUUCCUCCUGAGGAAUCCUCUCCUGAGAUGGAGAUGUUGACGCUCGGCUUGAAGAAACACUUGAAGGUAGAACAGAGGGAAUCUUUAAUGAAAAUGUUUACUGGUGUCUGUGGUAAAGAUAGUCAUAGGACCGCUGCAGAAGCUCUCGGUUUGGUAUGCCCUUAAUACUCCCUCUCUCUCUCUAGCUCUCUUUAAUUUAAAGGUCUAUUAUUGCUUGUUGUAUAUCUUAGGCAUCUUUCUUAUCCACUUCAAAAGAAUUUGUCAGAGGAAAAUCAUCUACCCAGGACAUUUGAUUUGAUACAUGAAUGAGUAUACAUUAUACAAAUGGGUUCAUUAGUUUCUUUGGGUAUGAAUAAUUCAUUCAUUUCCCAUUUAUUUGUAUUUUCAAGUACAGACAUGAUGUUUGAUUCUUGGGAUUUGAUAUUUCGUUAAAA
This is a messenger RNA of Momordica charantia (bitter melon), 1747 nucleotides long. The record is from RefSeq and is a predicted model, not a curated record. Lineage: Eukaryota; Viridiplantae; Streptophyta; Magnoliopsida; Cucurbitales; Cucurbitaceae.